This is a messenger RNA of Ceutorhynchus assimilis (cabbage seed weevil), 345 nucleotides long. NCBI's taxonomy places the organism in Eukaryota, Metazoa, Arthropoda, Insecta, Coleoptera, Curculionidae. The record is from the annotation of a GenBank genome assembly.
AUGCAAAAAUUUAGAGGGCUCAUGUCUGCCAUAAAAAGAAAUCUACAAACUAAUCCAAUUGUAGAGACUAACAGCCAAUUGACAAUCCAAUUGGAGAAGGGCGCCGAAGCCUACGUCGCUUUUGAGAAGGUCGAUGAAAAUACUUACAAUUUAGUUCAUACCGAAAUACCUGAACAGUACCAGGGCCAAGGACUGGGACGGGAACUUGCUAAGAGAAUAUUUGACCAUCUAAUCGUCCAAAGAAGCCUUAAACUACAACUAAGCUGCGAAUUUUUACAACGCUUCUACUUCCAAACACUCCCCACUUACAAAGGACAUGUCAUAGAGGAUUUCACAAUUGACUAA